Molecule: messenger RNA, 7356 nt
Organism: Rana temporaria (common frog)
Lineage: Eukaryota; Metazoa; Chordata; Amphibia; Anura; Ranidae
Gene: OPHN1
Product: oligophrenin 1
Exons: 26
Coding region: 113-2488 (791 amino acids)
Biological process (GO): signal transduction
Cellular component (GO): cytoplasm
Molecular function (GO): protein binding; GTPase activator activity
Source: RefSeq, a predicted model, not a curated record
GGUGUCGGAGAAGGAGGAGGAGGAGGAUGGUGGAGGAGGGGGGAUCUGCACUCAUCAUCAUCACCGCCGCCUGAGAGAGAGAAGAGCGAGCUCCGGGAGGACAGGACUAACCAUGGGCCACCCACCUCUGGAGUUCAGCGACUGCUACCUGGACAGUCCGGUCUUCAGAGAGAGCCUGAAGGGGUAUGAGCAGGAGCUGGAGAGGACCAACAAAUUCAUCAAAGACGUCAUCAAGGAUGGGAACGCUCUCAUCAGCGCCAUCAAGGGCUAUUCCAGCGCCAUCCAAAAGUUCGCCCAGACUUUGCAAAGUUUCCAGUUUGACUUCAUUGGGGACACCUUAACAGACGAUGAACUCAAUAUUGCUGAAUCCUUUAAAGAAUUUUCAGACCUAUUGCAGGAAGUGGAAGUAGAAAGGAUGAUGAUGCUUCAAAACGCCGACAACAUCCUCAUAAAACCCCUGGAGACUUUCCGCAAGGAUCAAAUUGGACUCACUAAGGAUCGGAAGAAGAAGUUUGACAGGGACAGCGAGCGGUAUUACUCAAUGCUGGAUAAACAUCUGAAUUUGUCAUCCAAGAAGAAGGAGGCCCAGCUCCAAGAGGCCGAUGUUGUGGUGGACAAAGAAAAGCAGAACUUCUAUGAAUCUUCACUGGAAUACGUCUAUCAGAUCCAGGAGGUGCAGGAGAGCAAGAAGUUUAGCAUUGUAGAGCCGGUCUUGGCCUUCUUGCAUUGUCUUUUCACUUCCAACAGCCUCACGUUUGAGUUGACGCAGGACUUCCAACCCUACAAGCAACAGCUGCAGCUGAGCCUUCAAAAUACACGCAACCACUUCAGUAGUACCCGAGAAGAAAUGGAAGAUUUGAAGAAGAGGAUGACUGAUGCUCCUAUAGUUUGCAAGCUGAAAGGCCAGAGCACAAUCGAAGGAUAUUUGUAUUCCCAAGAAAAAAGGAGGGAUAUUAUGUCACUCUGCACAGGGGCCCUCGGCCUUACGUGGGUGAAGUAUUACUGCAAGUACGAGAAGGAAGGGAAGAGUUUAAACUUAAUUCCUGUAGAGCAGAAGCCAGGAUCCCGACAGGUGAGCCAGGAGCUGACCCUCAAAACUUGCAUGAGACGGAAGACGGAUUCCAUUGAUAAGAGGUUUUGUUUUGAUGUAGAAACCAAUGAGAGACAAAGCACCAUCACUUUUCAGGCCUUUUCCGAGACUAAUCGCCGCCUGUGGAUUGAAGCGAUGGAUGGUAAAGAGCCGAUCUAUCACAGUCCAAUUACAAAGCGUGAUGAAAUGGAAUUGAACGAAGUUGGGUUCCGUUUUGUCCGAAAGUGCAUUAAUGCUGUAGAAUCUACAGGAAUGACCACAGAAGGCGUGUACAGGACAGUGGGAAGCAACAUCCAAGUGCAAAAGCUGCUGAAUGCGUUUUUCGAUGCCAAAUGUCCUGGGAAUAUAGACUUGCAGAGCAGCGACUGCGACAUCAAAACGGUUACUAGCGCUUUAAAGUUCUAUCUCAGGAAUCUCUCGGAGCCUGUUAUGACGUAUAAGCUGCAUCGGGAACUUGUGUCUGCUGCAAAGUCAGAAAAUUUGGAUUAUCGUCUUGGAGCCAUUCAUUGCCUGGUGUACAGCCUGCCAGACAAUCACCGAGAAAUGCUGGAGCUCAUCAUACGGCACCUCUCAAGAGUUUGUGAAUACAGCAAAGAGAACCUCAUGUCCCCCUCUAAUAUGGGCGUCAUUUUUGGACCAACUCUGAUGAGGGCGCAGGAAGAUACAGUUGCCGCAAUGAUGAACAUCAAAUUCCAAAAUAUUGUAGUGGAACUUCUCAUAGAGCACUGCGACAAGAUAUUCUGUGGCCCACCUGAAGACGGCGCAGCCCCCCCAAUACCUCCUCCCAGGAUCACCCCCAGAACCCACAAGCCCAUCACCAUCUCCAAACGUCCGGUCAGAGGGAGAAACGGUCUUUAUCUUGGCCAGAGUGAAGAAGAUGACAGCUCUUCUCAGAAUGGAAAUGGUGUGAUCGCAAACAGCGAGCACCCGCUCCCUCUGCAGCGCAAGAAGCUGGGCCCCCGGACGGACUCACAGAGCCCCUCGGAGCAGCAUUCUGACGUGGAUGUGGCCAAGAUGGUCUCCUUGAUGCAGGACAGAGGAGCCAAAACAAAUGCCAGCCAUGUCAAUGGAGACCUACCUUUGUACUCCAUACCCAACAAAGUAUCUCCUGUGUAUUCCAAUCGGCCUUUUGUCCGACCCAGAGAAGGUGACUGUGACAAUAUCAGUAAAGUGCGUUCUCCGGGAGAGAGGCCAGUGAUCUCCCGCCCACCCGUAAGGCCUCCGGACCCUCCCAGCAGAGCAGCCUUAACCCCCAAAGCGGACGCCGGCUCGGGUGGAAAGGAAGACCUCAAUGAAUCAGUAGUCGCCUCCCGUACCAAGUUUUUUGAGAAGGCUUCCAGACCAAGGGGAAGUCCCCCGUCACCUCCCCAACGGAUUUCAAAUUCAGAGGAAAGUUGAAUCUUUAAGGAUCCAACCGUUGUAUUCCUUGGCUGGUCCCGGGACACAUUCCAACCAUCUUGCCAAAGUGGUUUAUGCUGGCAGCUAAGAAAAGGAGCUUGUUCCAUGACGCACUCUGGUGAACAGGUUUCCUUAUGAGCCCUCUAUACAUUCACCACUGGUACAUUCUGAGAAAUGUUAUAACCGAUCUCUUGGAAGGACACAAGUGGAUGGGAAGUCUACAAACUCUGAAAACCCAUUGAGCCAUGCUUCUCACCUGCUUCUCGUCACUGGAAGGAAUGAACCAAACAUAGACUAGAAGAUGAAGUGAUAGAUAUGGGGUCAACGAUAUACGAGUAUGUUCCUCAUACCAAUCUGCUUGUCCGUCCCACUUAGACCUCUGACAAGCUCCAAUUAAGGACCUCUUGGCAGAUGCCACACCAAGGGGUCAAAUACUCCUAUAUUAUAAGUCCAUUGAUGUUUUUAAGUGAAUCGCAGAAUGAAUGUAGAACAGUAGAAUGAAUUCUGCACUGCAUUUCACUAUUUAUUAAUCCGUUAGUAGAAUAUUUACAUGAAUAUAAGAAAAUAAGUAUAUUUAAGUCUUUAAUGGAAGGCAGCAAAGUGCUGUCUCACCUUCGAAAAAGUGUUUCUUAAUCAUUGUGCAGUCCUGUACAGUAGCGUUGCACAAAUUAAAGCUAAAGCAAACUAUGAAUGUGCAUUCAGCCUUUCUCAACCAAGGUUUCCGUGGAAUCCCAUGGUUCCCCCAGGAGUUGCUUUUAAGCUGUCUGUAGGGGUGGCAUUCUUUCCAAUGGCCACCAUUGUAACAGGGUCCUUUUACUUAUUGGCCAUCAGUUUAAUUGGGGCCUUCCCUUGUCGAUUAUCUCAAUGACCACCAGUGUAAGACGGUUCGUCUUCCACUGAUCAUUAGCCUUAAGAAGGCCCUUCUCUACUGACCUCCAUUGUAAGAAGGUAAGUCCUUCUCACAAUUACCAACAAUGUAAGAGCAUACUGAUCUAUAGUCUUAAGAAGGCCCUUCUCUACUGACCACCAACGUAAGAAGGUAUAUCUUCUCUCGUUGACUCACAAUGACCACCAUUUUAAUGGGGUUUCUGAUCUAUAGUCUUAAGGCAGCUCUUCACAACUAACCACCAAUGUAAGAAGGUACGUCUUCCCUCAUUGACUCUCACAAUGACCACCAAUGUAAGAGGGUGCUGAUCUAUAGUCUUUACAAGGCCCUUCUCUACCGGGCAUUAAUGUGAGGGAGCCUUUCACUGGCCAGUUAUGUAUGGGGCCACUUACUGAACACUUUUACAUUCACCAUCACAGUAAGUAGACAUUUCACCACUGACCACCAAAAUGCUAAUUUCACUGCCUGCAGUUAUUUUCUGGCCAUUAUUAAUUUUGUUCCAUUACUUUACAGAAAAUAACUUUGUCUUAAAGAACAGUCCUGGGUUUCAAAUACGCCACAUUUCUUAUUCCUUUACUUAUUUUUAUAUUGCAACUCACUUUCACAUUAAUGUACUGUGAGCUAUAGUAGUCAUUAGCAGGGGGGGUUCCCUGUGACCUGAAAGUCGCAGUUCCUCCGUGUUAAAAACAAAACAAAAAAAAGUUGAGAAAGGCUGACCUAAAAAGUUUACAUACUAACAAAACAGAGAUCCCUGGAAUUAUACCAUGCCUCGUUGAUACUAAUGUACCAGGACCUCCAAAGCAUUCCUGGGGUAGUAGGACCUUUUUCUGCUUACUUCUCGUAUCUUAACCGUCUUUUUUUUUUUACAUUAAAAUAAGCGCUUGGUUUUCACAUAUUAUUGCUGGAACAAUGAUAUUCCACAACGAUGGAACAAAGUGAUACAACUGUACACUAACCCAACAUCGACACUACACAUAUAGAUGUACAUAGUUCUAAUAGGAUAGGGUGAGCACACAACCAGAUGUGCAAAGGUGAUGUGAAAAUGUACUGCCAUCGCUCAAGCUAGACAUAAAGAAAGUCUGCCUUCAGCCAAUUGGCUAAUUCAGCCAAUUCAAAAAAUGAUUGCUUCUCAGUUUUGGAUAGAGUGGAGUUGGGUUAGAACCCAUAUUAGGUUUUUACUGCUAUCUGGGGCCUCCAUUAGUUGAGAUUGAUCCUCGCUUUCUGUCCUGACAAUGUUUGCCAGAAAGGAAGUGAGAGGAACUCCUUGUCAGCCACACAGACAGAAAAGUUUGACACUAAACAAUAGACAGCCACGUCUGUUGGAGGAAUUCACCUCCAGUUAAUGAAAACAGCUACUGCAAAAAAAAAUACUGUUUGAAACGAGUAAGCAGGCUUAGUGGGUUGUGCAUGGGCCUGACUUAUUUUAAGCUGCCUAACGUAAUACCUUAAAUCCCAACUCCAGGCAAAAAAUUGUUUUCCUAAGCAGUGUGUCUGUGCCUGCAAUGUACGGGUCAACUGCUCGUUUUUGUCUAGCGGAUUGGAGAAAGCUUAUGCUCACCCGAUCCUCCACUCCACCUGCAAGUGUUGCUCCCCCAAGAUCAAGCUGUGGACUGUUGCUCACGUCCAGAGCAGGUCUAUGGGCAUGAUUAUGUCCGAAACACAGGGAAGCAGAAGCCACAGGAACCGAUCUUGUGCGAGGAUAAUGGGAGAAUUAGAACUAUAUGGCCAUUCUCCAAUUCCCUAGACCAGUGGUCUCCAAACUGUGGCUAGAUGUAAAUAGAACAAAUCAGCGCAAUAUGAUGAAAGACCCUAAUAACAGCUGCUGGACACCAGGGUCAAAUUUCAAAUCCCUCGAAUAAAUAUAAAACAGAUGGUGCAGCACUUUAAGAAACAGUCCAUAUAAUGAAUCGGACACCAUCAGUGGUUUAUUUAAUAUAAUGUUGAAACAUGCAGAAAUUCUGUGACCAGUGUAGAACCUCCACCAACCAGUAAUAGAUGGCCGCUCACCUCCCUGUUAUGACCCCCCAAAGGAAAGGUCAAAAACAGCUUCCCCUUAUGCGUGUAAUGAAUCCAGAUCCUGAUGCUGGAACGGCAGUCUCUCAAACGAUGGAGUGAUCCCAAUUUGGCAAAUGUCAUGUAACAAUAAAGAAGAUGCCCAUAGUGCUCUCCGCAAUAAAAACUUUUAAUAAAAAUAAGUAGUAAAACUUACAAACAAAGCACUAUCCCAGUGCUGGUGAAAUCGGCAUGUAAACAAAUGAGUGAUGAUCGAGGGUGACAUCACUGCUCUUGUCAUGUGGCUAGAUGUGCCCUUUUCUCGCCUUUAUCCAGCUCUUGAGGCACAUUUCUUCCCACUAAUACGAGGCAGUAUUCCUCAGACUAACACCAUCAGUGGGAAAAAAGUCCUACCACUGACACCGAUAAUGGGUCAUUAUUCCUUCCACUGAUACCAAUGGAUGUGGCAUUGUUUACACCCAUUGACAUUGGGUCAUUUUCUACUCACACUAGCCCUAGUUUGACCCCCUCUGAAAGUCUGAAGGACAUUAAACUGGUUCUUUGUUUAGAAAGUUUGGAGACCCCUGUUAUAAAGUACAGUGUUUUUUUUUUUUAAAAAAAACAUUCUUAAUGAUGCCAAAGGUUAAAGCCAACCUCUAGAUAAACCUAAAAAAAUGCCCAUAUUAUUACUGUGGCCCACUACUCUUAAAAUUCAAUACAGUGUAAAAAAUUAAAGGCCAAGUUCACCUUUUCCAGAAAAUAGCCUAUGCAGUCAAGGCACUGGAAGCUCUGUUGUGUUGCUCGGACGCAAAAGAAAGAUUUAGCUUUCUCCCACGUAAAUGAGCAUUCAAUGGGUGUCAUGUCCUAGCAACAAGGCAGGACAUGGAGAUCAUAGACUGAGAUCAGCCAUUUUGGACUUACUGAGCCGUUUUUCUAAACCUCCAUUUUAAACUAGUGCAAUUUUUUGUCUGAGAGUUUUGGGGUCACGAUGAUUUUACAAGGAUUCUUUGAGGGAACAUUUUGGCAGCAAAUGUUUAACUGGCUCACUCUUCCAGCGCGGUUGAUGUUUUUCCGAAAUUUGAUGCAUUACAGUAGAACAGAAGAAAAAAUAUUGAGUUGGUCGAUGAUUACCUCCAUCCUGUUUAUAAGUUCAUCUCCUCAAUGAGCCAUAAGUGAUAGAGGAACUCUGUUCAACUUGGCCUUCUCUGUGUUUAGCUAAAUUGUUCACAGAUACAUUAUUAUUUCAGUAAUGCAACCCGUUGGAGGUGUAACAUAUGGCCCUUGUGACUGGAUUUUUAGAGCCAAAAAAAGUCAGCCCUAGCUAGGUAAUGUAAAAAACAUGUAGGCCACGGUUUAUAACAAUCAUAGCUUUUGUGAUCCUUUUUUCAAUAAUUGGCUUUAUUAUGAACAUUGUGCAUUUCUUUUACAGCUGUUUGAAAAAGAGUUUACAUAUUAGCCGAUAUUUCAAUGCAGUACUGUUAGAAUGUAUUCGCCGUCGCUUUCUGUGUGAACACGUUCUUUUUCUUGACCCAUGCAGGCCAAAACGUUACCAAUUUUCCAUUCAUGGGACAUUCAAGAAACUAUCUUGUGUAUAUGUUUAUAUCUACGAGGGCUGUACCAAAAGUGAUGCAAAAAUGGGUGUAACUUUAUUUUUUAUGAACUUACAUAGGUCGAGUAACUCUUCAUCUGUAGCAACUCUUGUUGUUUUUCAUUGCUGGUAAAUUAUGGAAUCCAAGCAGAAGCAAUGUCUCGCCAUGAAGUUAUUGAAGAAAAAGGGGUGCAGGUUGUCCGAUAUCCACAGUAGACAGAAUAUUUAUGGAGAUGACACCAUUGACCAGAGCAAAAUUCUUGUCAUUUGUGACUCUUGCCAGUAAUGUAAUCUCCGUAAAAAUAUUGUGUAGCCUUCUGUGGAGAUCAGACAGCUUGCACCUCUCCUUCAUCAAGAAGUCAAUGAUGUUGCUUCGGCUUGGAAUCCAUAACUCACCUGCAA